Messenger RNA from Lytechinus pictus (painted urchin), 10208 nucleotides. RefSeq names its product zinc finger protein 106-like. Gene Ontology annotation, molecular function: SH3 domain binding; RNA binding. The transcript is spliced from 21 exons. NCBI's taxonomy places the organism in Eukaryota, Metazoa, Echinodermata, Echinoidea, Temnopleuroida, Toxopneustidae. Gene Ontology annotation, cellular component: cytosol; membrane. The coding region runs from base 384 to 6395 and encodes 2003 amino acids. The record is from RefSeq and is a predicted model, not a curated record.
AUGCUGUUUUCAACAACCAAUCGUGUUGCUUGUAAUAUGUUAACCAGUCUUUGGUAUUGAGUGAGGCCGAUGAAUCAGUGGGCUGGGCUGGGGAAAGUUCGGGCGAUCGAGCAUCUAUGAUUUAGCUCGAGCUGCGCUGGGCAGUGCAUGUGCAGUGGUGGCCGAUAUGCAGACCUGGUGAUAUGCAGGUGCACAUGAUUUCGAGGGGCCGACCGGAGGAGCUGAGCAAGAUCGACGAAAGUAUACUACAAAGAUACUGAACAACAUGUCGCUUUCCAAAAUGUUUGUGGAGAAAAUGCUGAGGACGAGAAUGGCUAACUUUGUUAGAAAAUAGUUAUCGCAUACUCGUGGGCAUCCUAAUUGAAAAUACAUUAGGAUCAAAUAUGGAUGAGAAGACAGAAAAAGAGAAGCAGAAGUUUGUAUGCAAAUUAUGUAGCUUGGACUACCCUUCUUCUAUACAAUUUGAAGAGCAUCUCUGGUCUAUGCUUCACCACAAGGCUAUUAACAAUAAAUGCAAUAGCACAAAACAUCACUGCAACCUGUGUAUGUUUGAAACGUACAAACUUAAUGAAUAUGCAAAGCACCUUAUUGGUGAAAAACAUAAGAAGUCACUUGUUGAGAGGAGAAAAAGAUUGGAAGAUGCUCAGAUGGUCAAACCUUCUACAACAAGUGUUUCUAAGAAAUCAGAAAGCCAGGUGGACCAAAGGCAGACAGACCCUAACCAGACCUUUCCAAUGCCAGUGUAUCCACAGAGAAGGGGAUCAAAUACAUUUCAUGAAACUUCCUCAAGUAAUGUUGGUUAUCAAGAACCAUCUACACAGCAGCAGACUCACAAUUCAUUCCCAUGGCACCCACCUUUCAGGUUUCCACAACAAAGAUUUGAACAGCCAAGGUAUGAACACACCAGGUUUGGUCCGCCAAACAUUGAGCGCUUUAGAUGUAAUCAACGGCCGAGGUACGGAAAUCCAAAUUUUCAUCACCCGCCAAGGUUUGGUCCAUACCCCAGGUUGGAACCCCCUUGGGUUGGAAACAACAGGUUCGAACCCCCCUGUGUUGAAAAUGACCGGUUUGAACAUGGAAACAACAGACCAACUGCACCCUCGAUGGUACCCCCUUGGGUUCAGAAUUCUGGAUUUGAACAUGGAAGUAAUAGACCAAAUGCACCCACAUCUGCACCCCCUAGGUUUGAACAUGGAAACAACAGACCGACUGCACCCACAUCGACACCCCCUGGCAUUGAAAAUUCAAGAUUUGAACGGGGAAACAAACCAACGACACCCAUGUCUGCACCCCCUGAGGUUACAAAUUUGAGGUUUGAUCGUGGAAACAACAAACCAACGACACCCACGUCUGCACCCCCGGGGGUUACAAAUUCGAGGUUUGAUCGUGGAAACAACAGACCAAUGACACCCACAUCUGCACCUCGUGGGACCGAAAACGCCAGGUUACAAAGUGGAAAUAGACCUGCAUUCAAUCCAAAACGGAAGAUUCCCAUAUCAGCUCAAACUGUAAAGAAGAAAAAGAAUCCAAAGUUACAUGCAAAUGCUGACAAACAGAAGAGGAAGGAAAAUAAUGCCAAUUUAAAAGAAGAUACUGCAAAAGUAUUGGAGAAUACUAAAAAGCAAAUGCAGCAUUCUGUUGCAUCUCGAGAAGUACCUACCCAUAGCAGUACCCUGAACAAGCAAUCUGGCCAACAUGCUCGCGGGAAUCAAGUCCACUCAAACACACUUUCUGUACCUAAUGUCAAGGUUGUUAAAGGUCAUACAACCUCUAAAUCUCCUAAGAUUAAAAAGAAGAAUAAGCCAUCCCUCCAAAAGAAGUUUCAUGAUAUGCAAGGAAGCACUGGGAAUUCUCAGAAACGUGAUGUAGGAAAGGUGGAGAAGAAAAAUAAGUCAAAGAUGUUGUUGCAUCAGAGCUCAGUUGUUUCUCGACAGUCACCAAUGAAAGAUAGCGCAAAAACUUCUAAAUAUUCCAGUUCAUGUAAAGACAAUGACAAUGAAAGAACACCCCAGAAAGCUGAUUCUGAGACAGAAAGAUUUGAAAGAAAUUUAAGAGAUGCUCUUAAUGGAAAACGUUUUGUUUCCAGUGAUGAGAUGGUCACGUCAUCUAAGAAAGCAGUAGCUUCUGAAAAGUAUGGCAAGUCUUCAACCUCUGGAAUGACUUGCCAAACACAAAUGGUUUCAUCAUCAGUAGCAAGAGUAUCACAUUUCAAGAAACCUGUAAAUAAGCAUAUUAGAUUUGAAGAUAUGCCAUGUCAUUCAAACAUUGCGGCAUCUUCAGAAGAAAAAGGAGUUUCCUCAAAGAUCCCAAAUUGCAAGGAAAGUUCAACAAGUGGCAAAGUUGGCCAAGAUAUUAGUCCCUCACAAGGGAAAACAGAUAGGAAAGCACAAUUCAAGGACUCAAGAAACAAGAAAAUUGGGAAAAUGCUAAAUGAUGGCAACACUCAAAGUCACAUGGAAAAUUUAACCAGAAAUCCAAGUAUUGAAAACACGAAUCUGAUUUCCUCAACUGGGAAAAGUAAGGAACAGGUUUCAAGUAGGAGUGGUGUAACUGACAAGUGUAACAAAGUUGCCCCUAAGAUAUCAAGUUGUAGGGACAGUUCAAACAGAGGUGGAAGUGGGCAGGACAAUAGACCAAGUUCCUCUACUAAGAACAAAAAAUCAAAACACAAAGAAUUUGUGAUGAGUGACAUGGACAUUUCAGAAUCAAACGUGCAUGACCAUGAUACUUCCCCAAGUUCCUUAACCGUCACAACGGACAGGGACUUGGUGCUCAAGGAACAAGUUAGAGGCACUAUGACUGAAACUGCCAGCAUUGAUGUGCCAUCCAUUUCCAGCUCAUCCUCAGUUCCUGUCCUGAACAUUGACCAGAACACAGGAAAUCAGUCAUUACUUUCAGCUGUUGGGCAGAAAGUGAACCCACGGCCAAAUGUUGCCAAAGCCAGGAGCAGACUAAGGACGAAAGAUGCUGAACAAACUAAUGAUGGGCAGGCAUUCAAGGAGAAAAUACAAGGACUGCUUAGUGAUGUGGCAAAGCCAGUCUGGCAACAGAAGAAAAUACAUAUGUUACUAGCCAAAGCGAAGAAAGCUCCUGACAGAUUUAAGAGGUUCAGUCAUUUGACAUCAUCACCAAGUCGGUCUGAAGAUCCUAUCGAUGAUCUAGACAUCAUGAACCUCAGUACUGAAUUUCAACAGGAGCUGCUUGACCUGAUCCAGAGCGAAGAUGCCGAUGAAGAGGAUAUUUUGUCUCAGCUUACAGGUAUGGAAGCAAAUGAAUCAAGUUUGCAAGAAGUUGUAGGAGGGGACUCGCUUGCACUCUUUGAGCAAUCUGAGCAGAAUGCAGAUGCACUGAUUGGAGACAUCCAGGAGGUACUGCCUCUGAUGAAUCAGCAGAGGUUGCAUAAGGGGAAAGCUGUCACUUCUGAUACUCCUGCAAUAAAAGUAGAACCUCUCGAGACUCUAGGGUCUGAGCAGUUGCUGCAUGAAAAGCAGAGUCUUCCAGGAACAAGUAGUAAGGGAUCAACCGAUAGACCAGAACAGUCUUCUUCAGACAUGGCCAACAAUUUAGUUCAGUCUCAGGAACUUUCCACUGGACAGAGUCCCCAUAGUUCAGGGAGCAGAAGACCAGAGGAAGCGCAAGAUGCUGAAGGAUCAUCAGAGAGGCAUGACACCAGUGUCACGUCUACCAGUGCCAUUUCAUCUGUGAGUCCAAUUGACUCAGUAGAAACAUCUGGGAAGAAAGGUCACAAGAAAAAGAAGGAGAAGAAAAAGAAGUCCAAGAAAUCCAAGUCAAAGAAAGUUGAGAUUGAACUCACAAAGAAACAAAGACCAAAGUUAAAGACACCUAAGACUUCAAGCGUAAGGAGGAAGUCUGUUCAGUCCACUAUCUCAGAAAAAGCCAACAGAAGAACCAACAGUCCAACCAUAUUGACAGCCACCAAAAUCAAGAAGAAAGUCAUGCAGAGGAGAAAAAUGUUGGACACUGGCAUGGUAGGAGAUACAUGCAUGGACAAUCUGCUUGACAUCACCAUUCAGGAGCAAAAUCUCCAACUGAAGAUGGAUCAACUCAAUUCAAAGAUAGACAAGUUGUAUACCAUCAUCCAGGAGAAAGAGGCUUUGCUAAAGAGUUUCAAGCAAGAAAAAGAAAUGGUUAUCAGCAGUCUUUCAGAGUUAAGAGACAAGAGACUCAAUCUUCUAUUAGGACUGACCUCAAGUGAGAAGAUUAGCAAAUCAGUUUCAAGCAUGGCUUCAAGUAGCAGUAGCCACACUGACAAUGGUCCAUCUUCAUCAAGCCACUCAAACAGUCUUCAGACAGACAUCCAGGAGACGGGAAUAAGCGAUGUCCUCAGUGAAGCAUUGCAGUCUGGAGGGGAGGGUGAUAUCGUGAUUUCUAAUGUGAUGUCGGUGGCUCAAGAAACGCCUAGUGAAGGCUUCAGGAUAAUGUUAAGAAGUCCCGCCAGGAAUGUGUCAGAUCAGAGUCAAGGGACAGUGGACACCUUUGGGGAUGUGGGACACUACCAGAAUGAACAGAGCAUUGAUAUAGGAAGUUCUCAGCAGUCUCUUGCAGGCCAAAGCAUCGAAGUUGUCCCACAGGUCAUGAGCAGGGAGAGCCUUGCUAAGACUCUGCAGGAGCUCAAUAGCUGUGGAGGUGGCAUCAAGGUAAACAUCGUGUCCUCAGAUGAAGACACUCUCUAUGGAAUUGACUGCAAACAGCUGAUGCAUGGAGAUUCCCAACUCUCAGGCAGCGAUGUGAUUGGAGCAGUUGCUAAGCUGAUGUCCCCAGACACAGACAGGGUGACUCAGAGCAUGGAGCUGUCCUCAUUUUCUGAUAUCACCUCUGAGCAACAUCACAUGUUUGCAGAGUGUGGUCAGGUUAGGAACAACAAAGAAAGAAUACCACUAUUUCCGGCAGACAAUAGAGAGAGUACAUCUGAAUUCAGAUCACCACACAAUAACGUAACAUCAUCAGAAAAUUCAGUUAGGACAAUUAAGCAAGAACCAUCAGAUAAUGACGAAAUUUGCCAAAAGCAGGACUACUUUGAACCCUACACCACGAAGCGAAAGCGAUUGAACGAGAUAUCUGAAGAUACCCAAGCAAAGAGACUCAAAAACAACCAGCAAGACACAACUCUACCUGGAAAUGUACAAGAACCUGGUGAACUGCAGAGUGCAAUCAGUUUGUCAGACCCUGUAGGAUCAAACAACACCUUGUUAUCACAAGUGCGCAAUGUGACAAGUGUUUCAGAUGCGUUAGGUUCAAAGGACAGUAUCCCAGACACCUCGGGUACACUGCAGACAGCAGAUGGAAAUCCAGAGGAACAGAAGCCUUCAAGCCCUAGUUCUAAAGGCUAUGUGAUCAGCAUGUGCAUCAUUGCAGAUAAACUCUAUGCCUGCAUUUCUGACAGCAGAUUUAUCAUAUUCAACCUUGCAACCAACAAGAUUGAUACAGAAGAGGAUCUCGCUCUGAAAAAUAUCAAGAACUUUGAACUGUGGAGAGACACUACUGCGAACAAGAUGGUGGCUUUUGCCAGUAACGGUAGCAGAAACCUGGUUCAGUUUGAUGUUCAGCGUAAAGAAUUUCUUCAGACCAUGGUGCUUCAAAAAGAGGUAUCUUGCCUUCAUUUGAAGUGGAAUAGCCUGUAUGCAGGUCUGGUUAAUGGAGAAAUUGCUAACAUCAAUGUACAGAAAUCCAGGGUAACAUGGUACUAUGACUGCACGCCAACAUUUGCUGUAACCGCCAUUGCUUCUACACUAGAGGGCGGUAUAAAACUGCUCAUAACGGCUUCUGAGGAUCGCACCGUGUCCAUCAGACAAGCAAAUGAUGGUCUACUGCUCCGAAGUCUGGACGGACACAUAGAUGUGGUGACUGACUUUCAGGUGUUGGGAUCCCGUGUGUUGAGUAAGGCAAGGAACAAUACCAUUUUCAUUCAUGACCUGGAUACUGGAGAUGUCAUUCAUCGUAUCAAGCAUCAAACGAAGAUCGCAUGUUGUGUCAUGUCAGGAGACACUCUAGCAGUAGCUGGUUAUACUGGCAAUGUCUACUACUACAAAAUAAUGACUGAUGAGGUAGACAUCUUUGACAGUGGUUGUGGGACUAUAACUUGUAUGACUGCUUCUCAAGAUAUGGUGUUUCUUGGGAUCCAAGAUGGGUUCAUCGAUGUCAUUCCUCUCUACCCUUCAACCAUCUACCCCUGUGAGUGGAGUCACUGCAUAAGUCGUUUCUUGCGUCUGGACGCCCUCAAGACCCAUCUUCAGUUUAUCCACAUACGGCGAUCAGCUCGGCAAUGCCUCUGGAAGUCUUGUCUCAAGAACUACCCACAUAAUAAUACCACUGUCAAGGCCAUUGAACAGCAUGUGUUUUCCCACCUGAAGGACCUUAAAAAGGGUGGAAUGUAGAUGUAUCCUAGAGGACUACCUUUGACAGUCAUGAAAUCAUCAUCGUACAUCCAGGAGUAGUCAUGUGAUAGGCCUCGAUUGCUCAGGACAGUUGUGCGACAUUCAUUGAUUCCCGAAGACAGUCGUGUGGCAUUGUUGAUUCCUCAAGACAGUCCUGCGACAUUGAUUGAUUCCCGAAGAUAGGCAUAUGACAUUUGUUGAUUCCGAAAGACAGUUAUUUGGCAUUAGUUGAUUCCAAAAGACUGUCAUUUGACGUACACUGAUUCAAUAGUACAGUUAUGUGAUUGCUAAGGAUAACAUGUGUUGAUUCCUUAUUCUGAUUACAGUCAUGUGACAUAUGUUGAGUUUAGAGGAAAGUCAUGUGAUUGCUAGGGAAAGUCAUGCGACAUAUGUAGAUUCCUGAAGACAGUCAUGUGACUGACAUUAAGGAAAAAGUCAAGUGACAUACUGUAUGUCAAUUCUAAAAUACUGUCAUGUGACAUUGAUUGAUUUCUGAGAACAGUCAUGUAACAUACAUUGAUUUGUUAGGAAAGUUAUGUGACAUGCAUUGAUUGCCGAGGACAGUCUAUGUGACAUUCAUAGAUCCCUGAGGAGAGUGAGCCAUGUGACAAUUAUUGGUUCUUCAGGAAAGAUAUGGGACAGUCAUUUGACAAUUAUUUAUUAUGGCAAAAAGAAGCUGCUGAAAACUGCUUAUCUAAUAAAAGAGAGCCAAUGGAGUAAAUUAGAAAGUCAAAAGGGGCCUAAGCUUUCGAUCCUAGCAGAAUCUUCGUCAAAGUUAGUCCUCCAGGUCAUUUUGCCCCCGACGAAGAUUCUGCUAGGAUCGAAAGCUUAGCCCCCUUUUGACUUUCUAAUUAUUUAUUAUAGAGAAAAGUCAUUUGAUAGACAUUGAUUCCUGAGGACACUAAUGGGACGUCAUUUAGCAAUUUUAGAUUCCAAGAUUGGUCAAGUGAAAGUCAGGUAUUACCGAGAGUUGUCAUUUGAAAGUCAUCGUUGCAAAAUGAAGUCAUAAGACAACUGAAUCUUUGUUCCAACAAGUGAAUUAGAUCACAGUCAUUCUUCAAAGGCUCUUCAUUCUGAUGUGUAGCAUAGCAACCAAUAUCCGCUGGCCAUUCAUAUUGCUUAUCUGGUGUACCUUGAUAGGAUACCAUACUUCUGGGGGGCGUUUCAUGAAAGGAAUCGUCGGACGUUUUAUCCGACAAGUCCCAUUUUAUCCGACAGUUACCAUAGGAACAGUGCCUCUCAGCCAAUCAAAAUCAUGGAAAGAUGUCAGAUCUGACAACUUGUCGGAUGAAAAUAUUGAUGAAACGCACCCCUGGAGUCAAUUGCACCAGUAUCUGGCAUGCUAGUAUCCAAAAAAAGUGAUAAAGAAUAUAAUGUAUGAGGUUCGUCUUAAAAGAUUCCUCAAGCUAUUGUAUAUACCAGCAGAAAAGCAGCAUUAACUGUUGGUAAUGGUCAGUGUACCAUUUACAAGUAUGAAGAUUUGGUGUGGUUUAAUGAAAUGUAAUCACACUUUCAGUGUACGUUAGUCGAGUUGUCUUAGAAUUUCAUUUUUUUAAGUAAAGUAUGACAAACCGCAGUUUGAUUCAAAUUUGAAUGAAAACGAUGCUUUUUAAAUUGCAUUGGGAAAUAGUGGGGAUGGGGCUACUCAAAUUUGAUGAAAAUCAAUGUGCACUUGAACUGAGUGCGAAACACCCACUUUUUUUCUGAUUAUUACCAUUUUUAACAGAAAUAGAAGUUCAGUGACAAAAAUAUAGGCGGUCAAAUUGCUCCUAUAUUAUAUAAGCAAAGCUACCGAUUCCUUUGCUCACAGCUUUGUGAUGUCAAGCUGUAUGCAUGCAUUCACAAUAAACAAUUUUUUUAAGGGAGCCUCAUGUGUGUAUAUUCCGGUAAAGUAAUCUUGCACAAAUGCAUAUUUCAUGAACUUGUAAAACUUCUUUAUGAAGUUAUGUAUUAUCUGUCCUAUUUAUCAAAUGUGAUAUUAUGACAUUGACUAUUGUGGAGUACAGAAAAUACAAACCUUCAGAGUUUGGGGUUGAAUUUAACUACAGUGUCCAAUGCGAGUGUUGAUAUUAGAAUGAAAUAAACACCUACCAAAACACUCAACUUUUUUGAUUUAUCUGAACCUAGUGACAAUUGGGAGCACAAUGCAGAUCCAUCCUUCCUACACUCAAUUACCAAUACUAACACCAUACAUGCAUUAUCACAAAGAAAAAUAAAUAUAAUAUUGACAGCUUGUAUGGGAAAAGGAUUAUUGUUUGCCGAGUCCAGAGUUUUAAAACGAACUGAAAAUAACUCUAAUAAAUAUACAUCACUGGAGACAACUAACUGGUUGUGGAGUAAAGAUAUUUUAUCUUCAGCUUUUGUGAUUGUUGGAUAAUUUGCUGACCCAGUGAUUGUGUAAGGAACAGAAAAUAACUGUUGUAAAGUUACAUUAGUGGAUCCACAUGCUUGUUUCAGAUUUUUAGAGAUACCCCUUUAACCUUAAAAGGACUGGGCUAUUUAAGAUAUAUUGAGGACUAUGGGGGGGGGGCCCUGAUGACCAAUUAGAACGAAAAAAUAAUCGCCCUUUUAUAAAUUUCUUUUCCCCCAGACUUUGGACACAAGUAUAAAAAUGAGCCAUUUUCGGCAUGACAUUGCCUCGUAGAAAGUCAUGUGACGUCGCGAUGGUAUACCCGUAUGUCGCUAAUUUGGUCUGAAAAGUUGCGCGAGUCUUCAAAGAAAAAAGUCAUAAAAUUUUGCGGCGCUAUCUUUUUUGUGUUUUUGAAAUAUCGCGCGAAGCGUCGAGGGGGGGCCAUCAUGCCCCCCCCCCCCCAGUCCUAUUAGGGUUAAGGAUGGAUAUAAUCAUUCAUGUAGAAUAUGAGAUAUUUCAUAUAUGAAAUCUUGAGAUCUUUAUUGCUUUAAAAAAAGAAAAAGCAGAAUGUGUACAUUAUUCAUUGUGCACAAAGAGAUAAUCAAGCCUUUACAUGAUCAAGACAGUCUUCACUGUUGGAUGUGUAAUUGAUGCAAAAUUUGCAGAGAUAUUGACACUCUUAUAUUAAAAGAGAACUAAUGCAGCACAAUCAUAUAUUUGAUUUUGACGAGUAAGUUUUGUUUUAUUAUAAAUUUGAUUAAAAAUGAGAAGACACAGCCAAUUAUUGGUAGUACAAUAUGAAUCUCUGAUCCCCUUCUGAGAAAUUGGCGGGAUAACAAAAGCACUUUUGCAGAUUUGUACUAUUUUAAUUUGCUUUUGCCACUUAGUAAAGAUGUAUUCAUGCUUUGUGUAUAAAGGCAACUCUACUUUUAUACCUAUUUUCUUUUCAACAUGUUUUUGUUUUUAUAUUUUUGUAAGAUAUUCUUUACUGCAGUUUCUUAGAAUUGCAUCUUGCAAAUUAGCAUGAACAGUCCAAUACUCUAUACCUCUGAAGUUAAUUUGAAAUAGGAGUAGAAAGAGAGCUAAAAAUAACAUUUCUGAUGUAGUAUCUGUGAUAAGAAUUGGUUGUGAUGACAAGUUUCUAGUGUUAAUAUUUUAACAUUAUUUAGGAGCAUUGCACCAGCGCAACAUCAUUUGAACUAUUUUUGUGAUAAGCCUGUACACAUGAAAGUUAUUUGGUAGAGGAAAAAGUUGUGUAAAUAAGGUAUAUUUCCUCAGUAUUAAAGUGAAUAUCAUUGUUGUCUACUGUUCAGAAGAAAGAGAACAGUUGGAAAAUUAUAUACCCAUGUAGGAGUGUGACACAGAUCAAAAUCAUUAUUUUUAUACAGUAUACCUUGAUUUAUUUUGUUGAAGAGCAUUCAGGCUAGUGCAUAUAUUAAAGUGUAAAAAAGUGUUAAACCAAA